Diospyros lotus (date-plum) is the source of this 4307-nucleotide messenger RNA. Its product is annotated as disease resistance protein RPV1-like. The coding region runs from base 1006 to 4194 and encodes 1062 amino acids. Lineage: Eukaryota; Viridiplantae; Streptophyta; Magnoliopsida; Ericales; Ebenaceae. The transcript is spliced from 5 exons. Gene Ontology annotation, molecular function: ADP binding; protein binding. Gene Ontology annotation, biological process: defense response; signal transduction. The record is from RefSeq and is a predicted model, not a curated record.
UGCCUUUUUUUUAUUUUUUAUUUUUUCACCCUUUCUUGAAGUCUGCUAAUGUUAAUGGAAAAGUCGGUUGAGUUUUAGGAUUUCCUUAUGGCAAAAGGCAUAUCCAUGCCCUCAACUUUACAUGUUCAACCAGUUGUGUUUCAACUUUACAUGUUUAACCAGUUGUGUUCCUAACUUAAACAAAGGAUCUAUUAGGUCCCUCGUCUUUUAAUUUAUGACCAAUUAGACACUUUAAAUUUUGUGUGACAUAUAUGCGCCACUUUUUCUCAAAAUUAAUAAAAUAUUAUCACAUAAGACGUUAAUUGUCUAAUGAAAAUUAAUAGGAUCUUGGCACAUGUUAGGGUCUCCAUAUCUUGGCACAUGUUAGGAUCUUGGAAAGAGUAUAUUAUUGAAGAUGUUGAAAAAAAAUUAAAUUGGACAUGUUGGAGGCCUAGCCAAGACAACAAUUGCCAAAGAAGCAUAUACUUAAAAUUUCAAAAUUAUUAUAAAUAAAUAAAAAAUUCAACAGAGAGAAAGUAAUGGUGUAUUGUAAGUAGAUAAGUUAAACAAUAACAUAUAUUAUAAUAUGUAAGUAAUUAAUUAAUUGAUGGUGCACUGUGAUUUUCAGAUAUUUAAAUUCAACACCAUGACAUGAUAUGAAAGGACAAGAAAGCUGGCCCCACCUCACAAUAAUUCAACACCGUGACGUGAUUUGAAAUUAAUUGGAAUUGGGAUUGGGAUUUCCCCUUCCAUUUAUCAUCUUCUUCACUCUUCACCACUUUGUGGCUAUCUUCAAAGAUUUAGCCACUCGAAUCAGAUCAAACUAUUGGAAGCAAGUUUUGCAAGUCUGUUUUAGUUUUAUUUAUUUUCUUAACUAUUGUGGAACAUAUGUUGAUUAUUAAAUUAUUAUGAUUGAUUGAUGAUGCAUUAAAAUAAUCCUUCCAAAUUAGAGUAUAACUAAUUAACAGUGUUUUAUUGUUGUUCUUCCUGCUGAAUUGUGUUUUCAACUUAUAUAUCUUUGGUUUUAUGUUCAUUGUCUUCAUUUUAGGCUUGUCCAUGGCUUUAUCGUCAUCUCCCAUCCCACUACCACAGCGGGAAUACGAUGUCUUCUUGAGUUUUAGCGGCCUUGAUAGUCGCAAGACCAUUAUUAGUCAUCUACGAGUUGCUUUGAAGCGAAAUGGUUUUCGCACAUUUAGAGACGACAAAAACUUGGAUAGAGGAAAGAGUAUUGCGCCAGGACUAUUGAAAGCAAUUGAGAAUUCAUCAAUGUCGCUUGUUGUGUUCUCAAAGAACUACUUUGCAUCGACAUGGUGUUUGGGCGAACUAGAGAAGAUUAUGGAGUGUAGUAAGAACUUACAGUAUAUUGUUUUGCCCAUCUUUUAUGAGAUAGAGCCAUCUGAUAUAAGAAAAUUAAAAGGGAAUAUUGCAGAAACCUUGGCCAAACACAAAGAAGAGGUUCCUAAGAUGGAGAAUUGGAGAGCAACUCUAACUGAAGUUGCCAGUUUGACUGGUUUCGUCUCUAAUAAUUAUAGGGAUGAAGCAAGCUUGGUUGAGGAUAUUGUUAAGGUGGUUCAAGGAAAAUUAAAUUCAAGCAUACAUUUAAAUGUUGCAACCCAUCCAGUUGGAAUAAUGCCUCGUUUACAAGAGUUACUCAAGUUGUUGUGCUUGGAGUCAUCUGAUGAUGUUCGCAUUAUUGCCAUAUGGGGAGUUGGUGGAGUAGGCAAGACAACAAUUGCCAAAGCUGCGUAUAAUUGCAUUCAUAGUAAGUUUGAAGGUUGUAGUUUUGUCGCCAAUGUUAGAGAAACAUGGGAGCAAUCAAAGGAGGAUUUGCUUGCUUUGCAAAAACAAAUUCUAGUUGAUAUCAUGGAGAAUGAAAAUUAUAACAUAGGAAACUCUCAUGUGGGGAUUGAAUUCAUAAAACGUAAAGCUUUCUAUGGAAGAAAAGUUCUCCUAGUUCUUGAUGAUGUAGAUCGUGUGGAACAGUUGAAUGCACUAGCAAUCAAUCCAAGGUUCUUCCAUCGUGGGAGUAGAAUUAUUGUAACAACUAGAAAUAUAUCUUCCUUGAACUCACUUGAAUCAGUGCUUAGCAUAUAUAAGCCUGAGCAGUUGAAUAAGGAUGAAUCUCUUCAACUCUUUAAUUUGAGCGCCUUCAACGAACAUAAUCCUCCAGAGGGUUUUAUGGAGCUUUCAAAUACUGUGGUGGAUUAUGCUGGGGGUAUUCCAUUAGUUCUUGAAGUUUUGGGUUCCUUUUUGAAUGGAAAAGACCAUCAAUCUGAAUGGAGAAGUGCAAUUAUAAAAUUGAAAAAGAUUCCUCAUAAUGACAUUCAAAGGAAACUAAGGAUAAGUUUUGAUUCACUAGAUACAGAAGAGAAAAAAUUGUUCCUAGAUAUAGCAUGCUUCUUUGCUGGCAAGAGUAAAAAUUUUACCAUUCAAGUAUUGCAAGAUUGUAAGAUUUUCCCAAAAAUUGGAUUUCGACGCCUAGAGGAACUAUGUCUCCUAAAAUAUCAUCGAAAAGAUGAGUGUAAUUAUUGUCCAAAAUACAAGGAUGUGAUUGUAAUGCAUGAUAUUCUCAAACAGAUGGGUAGAGAGAUUGUUCGACAAGAAAGUGUUGAUUAUCCAGAAAAACGUAGUAGAUUAUGGAAUUGCAAGGAUGCUCUUGAAGUGUUGAAAAAUUGCAAGGGAACUGAAGCAGUUGAGGGCCUUUUCUUGUUCUCACCCAAGAAAAAAGAUAUUCAAGUGAAUGCAAAAGCAUUUCAAAAGAUGAAAAGACUGAGGGUGCUUCAUCUCGAUCAUGUUCUACUUAGUGCUGGCUAUGAACAUUUGUCCAGAGAUUUAGUAUGGCUAUGUUGGCAUCACUUUAGUCUCAGUGUUUUGCCAUCACAAUUAUACCUAGAGAAUUUGGUUGCUCUUGACCUGAGUUACAGCAACAUAAAACAAGUUUGGAGGGUACCUAAGGUUUUAAGUAAACUAAAAUUCCUUGUCCUUAGUAAUUGCCAUAAUUUAAUCACAACUCCUAAUUUCUCUGGGCUCUCCAAUCUUGAGGUACUGCUUCUUAGCAAUUGCAUAAGAUUGCAAGAGGUGGAUAAGUCUAUUGGACAUCUUCAGAAAUUACUUGUUUUAGACCUCCGUAAUUGCGAGAGUCUUAGGAAGCUUCCAUCGGAGAUUGCCAACUUGAAAUCUCUUGAACAAUUAAUAAUCUCUCAGUACCAGGACCAAUAUCAGACAUUGACAAAAAAGAGUAUAGGUUCUCUUGGGUCGUCACUAAACUAUGUACAGGGCUUAAGGUGCUUAAAGAUACUGCACGUAGAAGACUGCUCUCUGAUUCAAUUACCCGAAGAAAUUGGGAAUAUGAUCUCAUUAACCCGUUUGAGUAUUUUCGGAUCUAAAUUUGGCUGCCUACCAAAGAGUAUAUGCAACCUUACAAAAUUGGAGAUUUUAAUGAUUGCAUCCCCUCGUCUGUCGAAUCUGCCAAGUGAAGUUGGGAGAUUGAACCAGUUGAAAACAUUGUAUAUUGGAGGAAAUAACUUUUCUAGCCUGCCAGAGAGUAUCGGUGACCUUACUCACUUACGGCAUUUCCAUUUAGCUCAUUGUGAAAGACUCCAAUCACUCCCGAAACUUUCAGGGAGUCGAAGUCCGAAGAGUGCCGUCAUAGUUUACAAUUGCCCAUCAUUAGAAAGCAUAUCACUGGAAUCAAUCAUGAACUACGAGUUGCUGUCUUGUUACCGUUGUCCUAAAUUAGUGGAGAAGUAUUCUACCCACAAAAUUGGAACAAGUUUUCUCAACUACAAGGGUGCAAUUUCAUUUAGAAUUUGUCAUUCAGGGGGCAUGUUUCCUUAUUGGUUGCAGUAUGAGACCACAAACUCAUAUUAUGCUCUCAAGGUGCCACCUCUUGGAGUCGGAAAUAAGCAUUUUAUUCGAUGGAUUUUUUAUGUUGUCCACACGAUUAAAGACUUGAACCAUCUUUCUUGGUACAUGGACUACAAAUUCCACAACAAAACCAAAGACGUUUAUAUUGAUUGCCGCUAUUUAGUUGCACGGGCUAAGAUUGGCAUAUUAGUUGGAGAUCAGACCAUUUUCGAUUAUUGUUCUUUUCAUGUGAAGGAGUUGGACUUGGAAGAAGGUGAUGAAAUAGAAAUUUCUUGGAAUUAUGGAAACGUGGUAUUGAAGAAAUGGGGAAUUCAUGUCAGUUAUUACACACUCGAUGAUUAUCAUUAAUAGUAAAUCCCUCUCUAACAUUGAAGAUUGAUUGAAUCAAAAAAUUGAUGGAAUCUAUUGUUUGUAGUAUAUAUAUAUAUAUAACCAUUUAGUCAUGUUUUUUAGAUUGUACU